AUGGAUUGGCACAGUGGUAGUAGCCAUGGGCUGAAGCGAUUCACGCCUCACGUGGUCCUGGAGCGGCGCUCCGCGCUCGGGUUGGAGCCGCUACAACGGGCGGGGCGGGGCCUGGCAAGUUUCUUUCCAGAGUUCGGAGUGGUGGAGCCCCACGGCUGCUACGCAGGUGCCCUGGGCCUGGAUCAGUAUGGAGCUGCCCGCCGUGAACCUGAAGGUGGUGAAGGGCAGGGCGGGGCGGUGGUAGCCACGCCGAGGGCGGGGCGGCGGGUGUCUGAGAACGCUAUCCUCCUGGUCCACUGGUUGCUGACGACGUGGGGUUGCCUCUUGUUCUCGGGCUCCUAUGCCUGGGCCAACUUCAGCAUCCUGGCCUUGGGCGUGUGGGCUGUUGCUCAGAGGGACUCCAUCGAUGCCAUAAGCAUGUUUCUCGGUGGCUUGGUGGUCACCAUCAUCCUAGACAUCAUCCAUAUCAGCAUCUUCUACCCACUGGUAGCCCUCACGGACACAGGCCGCUUUGGGGCUGGAAUGGCCAUCCUGAGCUUACUCCUCAAGCCUUUUUCUUGUUGCCUUGUCUACCACAUGUACCGGGAGCGUGGUGGGGAGUUCCUGCUCCAUGUCGGUUUCCUUGGACCCUCGCCAGAGCGCAGUGCCUACCAGACAAUUGACACACCAGAAGUGUCCAGCGACUCCUUUGCAGGCCCAGAGAACAGGGAUCAGGCGUCCCGAAAAUACUGA
This is a messenger RNA of Chrysochloris asiatica (Cape golden mole), 732 nucleotides long. RefSeq names its product angiotensin II receptor-associated protein (gene AGTRAP). NCBI's taxonomy places the organism in Eukaryota, Metazoa, Chordata, Mammalia, Afrosoricida, Chrysochloridae. The transcript is spliced from 6 exons. Gene Ontology annotation, biological process: regulation of blood pressure; angiotensin-activated signaling pathway. The record is from RefSeq and is a predicted model, not a curated record. Gene Ontology annotation, cellular component: plasma membrane. The coding region runs from base 1 to 732 and encodes 243 amino acids.